Messenger RNA from Rotaria socialis, 297 nucleotides. The record is from the annotation of a GenBank genome assembly. NCBI's taxonomy places the organism in Eukaryota, Metazoa, Rotifera, Eurotatoria, Philodinida, Philodinidae.
AUGGCCAAUAAUUGGGUAAAAACUCCUACAUCAAAUUUGACCAAUUGGCAGAUCUUUACGAACAACGGGAAUUUCAAUAGUCCAUUGGCUCCUAGUCAGCGACUCACUAACCGAUGUGUAUUCCAUACUAUUGGCUCAGAUGUCGACGAUAUUCGUCACCAUUGUCGAUCAGCUAGAAGUCGAAGUCAAUCGGCAUUUGACACAAGCAUCGUGCGAGUACGAAGUGCUCGAUAUGUUACAUACAAUGGCUUGCCACAAAGUCAACCAGGAUCACUUAAUGAAAGUCGAAACACUUGA